Molecule: messenger RNA, 3922 nt
Organism: Micropterus dolomieu (smallmouth bass)
Lineage: Eukaryota; Metazoa; Chordata; Actinopteri; Centrarchiformes; Centrarchidae
Gene: atf6
Product: activating transcription factor 6
Exons: 16
Coding region: 155-2089 (644 amino acids)
Biological process (GO): regulation of transcription by RNA polymerase II; endoplasmic reticulum unfolded protein response
Cellular component (GO): nucleus
Molecular function (GO): DNA-binding transcription factor activity, RNA polymerase II-specific; RNA polymerase II cis-regulatory region sequence-specific DNA binding
Source: RefSeq, a predicted model, not a curated record
UGGCACCCGUAGGUUUUCGGCAAAGUCAGACGUGUAUCUAAGCGUCGACCAGGAAGUUUGCUACCAAACAGCUAGAAGAUGAACAGUCCUGUGAGCCUUCGCUUGAUCCCAGCGUGUUCGUCUGAGACACUUAACUAAAUGAAUUCAAACGAGGAUGUCAUCCGACGUAACGUUAGACUUCGGAAAUCACCAACAAUAUUCUGUGAUGGAUAGUGACAACGGGAUCAUCUCCAUCGACCAGGGAGGAGAGUGGGACAUCAGCCUGUUUGAUGAGCUGGACAACCUGGGAGAUGCAGAUGAGCUGCUUGAGGCCCUGCAGAAUAGUGGCUAUGCCAGUGAGGGUCCAGACCUGGACUUUGAUAUCGACAUACCGUUGUGGAAUGAAGUGGACACAAGCAGCACCUGCACAGAUGGUGAGGUGAGCAUGGACUCUCUGUCACCUGCCCACACUCUGAGCUCACUCCCUUCUCCGGCCUCUGUGGAAACCCUGUCCCCAUACUCCUUAGAUGAGGCCCUGUCUCCACUGUCGCAGCUCUCUCCUGUUUCGGUCCACUCAGAGUCCAGCAGCUCUUCUGUAAUAUCUGCUCCAGCUAAGAAAUCUUCGAAGAGGACCAGUCAGACCACACGAGCCAAACAAGCUCAGCCAAUCAAGAGGCCGAUUCAGAUUGGCCCGAAGGUUUCCAUCCAGCCGAAGCCGCUGAUUACAGCUGUGCCCUUGGCUCAUGCAGCAGCUCCCCUGCAGGCCAAGACAAUCAUCAUCCAGCCCCUGCAGACCAAUGUGCUGCCUGUGGUCAAACCAACUCCGGUCAACAUCCAACCAGCGCCCCCUCCAGGAUGUCCCGUAGUGCUGUCUCAGCCGGGCCAGGUGCUGCGGAUUCAGACACCACAGGCCGUCACCGGCAAUGUGGUCGCCAUGCCAUCGCUCAGACAGGACAGGCCCGUCCCAGUCGCUGCUCCUCCAGUGGUCUCUGUCACACUUCGAAGCCCUUCGUCAGAUGAUGAUUCAAAGUUGUCCCAGAGGCAGCAGCGCAUGAUAAAGAACCGCGAAUCAGCAUCCAUGUCUCGGAAAAAGAAGAAAGAGUAUCUGCUCUCGCUGGAAGCCCGCCUGAAAGUGGCGUUGUCUGAGAAUGAGGUGCUCAAGUGUGAGAAUGGCAACCUCAAGAGGCAGCUGGAGGGCCUGCUGAGUGAGAACACAGUACUAAAUGCAACGGCCCCCAAGAGGAGAGCUGUGUGUCUCAUGGUACUGUUGGUGUUCCUCGUGCUUAACGUCGGACCAAUGAGACUGUUUCAGGGUGGCUCCAAGCAUGAUGCUUUUUCCGCUCAGCACAGUGGGAGACACCUGUUGGAUUUCUCCCCAGAGGCAGAAACUGAGGUCGUGAUGGGCCCCGAUCCCCACCGUAGUGGCUCCUCUGAGAUUGCAGACAGUUCUGAGGAUAAGGCCCUGAUGGUGGUGAAGGAUCCUAUCUUCCUCAGACCACCUCCCCCCUGCCAGCCUCCUGUUAACAGGACCAAGUGCUUAGAGUUGACUCAUGAGUUGAGGGGUUGGGUCCACCGUCAUGAAGUGCAGCUGACCAAAUCCAGGCGAGUGAGUAAUAGCAAUCACAAGCCCACCAGGACCAUUCUGAAAACAGAGAAUAAGGAGGCAGAAAGAGCCCAGAUUGUGACCGUCCAUUACUCUGAAACUACUGAGGAAAAGAAUCCUGGCAAUGAGCUGCAGAUAUACUAUGCACCUCAUAACACCUAUAGUGACUUUUUCGAUGAGAUCAAUCGCCGUGGCGACACUUUCUACGUGGUGUCUUUCCGCAGGGAUCAUCUUCUGCUUCCCGCCACCAACCACAACAAAGGAAGUCGACCCAAGAUGUCUGUGGUGUUGCCAGCCAUGAACAUAAAUGACAGCAUCAUAAGGGACAAGCAAUAUGAGGUGAUGAUGCAGAUUGACUGCGAAGUAACUGACACCAGGAUCCUCCACAUCAGGUCUUCCACCAUCCCACCUUUGCUCCGGGUCAACCAUACGGACACGUUUUACCAGAACUCCCCGACCGACAGCCAGGCCGUGCCUCCUGUCGGCGUCCUAAUGGGGUCGUCUUAAGAUCACCAGCAGCACCUGUAAUAUUUUAUAACUCCUUAGCGAAACCCAUGAAUACAAAACAGAACAAAACACCUCAGUUAACUCUUCUUUUUUUUUUUUUUGCAUGUUGACGUCUAUUUGAAAUCUGGUGUGCUCCCGCUGACUUCAUGAUUGAGAUUUAGAUUUGAAUGAAAUCCAGUCAUUACAAUACAUAGGUAGCUCAAAUUGUCAGCACCAGUCAGCCACAUUCUUUAUUAGGGCUGAUAUCCGGUGGUAGUCUGUAACAGGGUCCGAGGAGAAUGCUAGCUCCUUGUGUGGCAACCUUGACUUUUCCCUGUAACCCCAGACGCCCCGCAUAAGAGUAAUUGCUUAGCGGCAGGGGGCAGAGCAUUGAACCCUGAGUCACCCCGUCAUAACACAAAUACUUUUACCCCAGCUCUCCUCAAGUCUGCUCCUUCUUUUGUGGCUCUUAAUUCUGGGACAAGCUGCAAAGCCAGAGGAGAAAACAGAAAAUGAUUACACAUCUAAGAUUAAUCUCACAGGGAACUUGCCUAAUUAAAGACAGAUAAAUACAUUUUGGAUUUCAAUGUGUUUAGGAGCACAACAAAUUCUGUGUUUGUAUCUUAGCUACAAAAUGGAGUGCUGAAGUCAUCUCUUGUACUCAUUUGUAGUCUCUUAAAUUAAGCUAAUUUUAUUCACAAAGAAGUAAGAGAUGCCAGAUUGAUUACAUGCAGCAAUCGAGGCAUACAGUAAACUCAGGAAGUCAGGUGAUCUGUGAAAGCUAGCAGGCUAACCACUGUUGUUGGCUGGAUUCCAUUAAUUUAAGGAUUUCAGGUGCUCUGUUUUAAGCAUCGUAUUGAUGAAGAAAUUCAGUUCUUAAUUUUUCGGUCUUUGCACUGUGCUUCUCUGAUGAACAGAUUCAGAUACUUUACAUUUUUAUUUGUAUUAUUGUGUAACAGUAAUGCCAAAUCCUGUGGUGUGAUGCAAGUCACUUAUUUCAGCUGUCAAAGCAUUCUUCUGUCCAGAUUUACUGUCUGGUUAAGCUUUGCAGGAUUUUUUUUUCAAUUGACUACAGAAAACUAAAUGAUAUUGUAUAUACAAUAAUAUAUUUUGGAUUGGAAGGAAACAUUGUAAAAAUGUACCUUCAUCAAAUUUGAAACCCCUGUUUAAACAGCUGAGCUAAAGAGGUUGAUGUUUGACAUGUAACCACUGGUAUAAAAAAACAAAACUCCUGACUUCUCAGUCCACUGGCAAAUUGCACUUAAGUGCACCUAAGCUUGCAUUUAAAUUGCAGCCUAUUGGACUUUUUUAUUUUUUUUUAAACUGUGUGAUAGAGUUGUAUUAUCUGAUAGUUUUAGUACAAAUUACAAAAAAAUGCACUAUAAAUGCAGAACCUGGGAAGUUCAGUUCUGGCUUUAAAUGCCCUAUAUUAAUGUGUCUGUAACCUCGUUUUUGCUACCUAUAACAGAAUAAAAUUGAUAUUAAAUAAGAAAUUAUACAUCAGAAUUAGCUCAUAGUUUUUGUAUAUGUUGAUAAAACAACAUACUUCUGUAUCUGAAAGUACUUUUCUUUUAGCUAAAUGAUUGUACAGAUGGUUAUGGUGUAGCUCUAUAGAUGCCCAUAAAAAAUGUUCAGAAAAAAACAUGCAGUUUUCUUUUCUUAAGCCAGGCUCUCUGUGUAAUUUUUCCCUUUUGGUUUUAAGAAUAUUUGAUUCACCACAGUGUUUUCACUGCAUCCCAGUACUUACAGUUGGGACAAGGCAAGAGUACAAUUAAAAACUUGUGUCAAGUGUUGUUUGUUUGUAUUCUACUAUGUGCGUAAACCAAAAUAAACACUGGAUUUUCUCUAACUAUA